AUGUCCCAGGACUUUGGUCUCCACGGUUUCUCUCAGAUCACAUCAAAGGGUCGCGAGCUGGCGAAAGCCGUUUGCAAAACGCACUGCCUCAAAGACUGUGCGCAAACCCUCCAGUCAAAAGCAAUGAAGGAAACUGCCCUUGGCCGGCACACAAAACGGCGAGUUCACGCGGGCGAUCAGGUGCUCCAGGGUGUUGUCAGUUCCACCACCGACAAC
Dibothriocephalus latus is the source of this 216-nucleotide messenger RNA. The record is from the annotation of a GenBank genome assembly. NCBI's taxonomy places the organism in Eukaryota, Metazoa, Platyhelminthes, Cestoda, Diphyllobothriidea, Diphyllobothriidae.